AUGGGCAUCAGCAAGUCGGAUCCUAUCAUCAUCGUCGGCGCCGGCGCCUUUGGCCUGUCCACGGCCUAUCACCUCACCCUGGCUGGAUACACGGACAUUUCUGUCUACGACAAGCAUGAGCAAAUACCCCCGCGGGACUCUGCCGCCAAUGAUAUCAACAAGAUCCUGAGGGCCGAGUAUGAGGACCCGUUCUACACCGAUCUUACCCUCGAAGCUAUCAGGGCCUGGAAGACGCCACUUUUCGCGCCGCACUUCCACCAGGUCGGCUUCCUUCACUGCGUCUCGGGCGCCGCCCCUGACAGGGCCGUCGACACGCUCAGGAGGUUCCAGAAGUCUGCGGAAAGCAACCCGGUUCUGGCCAAGCAUGUCAUUCCCAUCACCGGAGGAAAGGACAUUGAGGAGAACGUAUGGCAGUUCAAGGCAGGCCCGUGCUCCGGAUGGAAGGGCUACCUCAACACGUAUGACGGUUACGUCCACUCGGGCAACGCCCUGAUUGCGUUGUACAAGGCGACGCAGGUACGCGGCGUCAAGUUCUUCUUGGGGCAGCACGGGGGCGUCAAGGAAGUCGUCUACCAGAACACCUCAUCGGGGAGGAGAGCAACGGGUAUCAGGACGCAGGAGGGACGACAUGUUCCUGCCAAGCUAGUCAUCGUCGCUGUGGGUGCCGCGGCAGCGAGGUUGGUUCCAGAAUGUGGCAAGCAGGUGGUCGCCAAGUCUUGGUCCGUCGCUCACGUCCACCUCACGGACGACGAGACUUCCGCUCUGCGUGGGAUCCCAGUCACGUACGCCCGAGACUUCGGGUUCUACUUCGAGCCGGACCCCAAGACCAACCUCCUGAAGCUGUGCCCGAUGGGAGGAGGAUACGUGAACACGGAUCCCAAGACAGGCGUCUCCCUCCCUCCGUCUCAUGCAGAGAGUGCCUUCAUGCCCUUGCAUGAUCAGGAGAAGGUGCGAAGACUGCUGAGGGAGACUCUUCCCGAGCUGGCGGACCGGCCCCUGGUGAAGCAGUCUCUGUGCUGGUUCGCCGACACCAACGACUCAGACUUCAUCAUCGACUACGUCCCCAAGUCUGACUCGUCUGUGGUAUUGAUGUCCGGUGACUCGGGUCACGCAGCCAAGCUGAUCCCUCUUAUCGGUGCUUGGGUGAAGAACCUGCUCGAGGCAGCGGACGGCAAGCAACCCGUUGAUAAGUGGCGUUGGAAGGAUGUCGGCGGCGAGGACGGGAAGUGGGGAGAUACUGUUAGCUGGCGUCUUGGAAACACCAUGGAGUUCGCCGAGCUCCAGAACCCCAAGGCCUCCAAGUUGUAG
Colletotrichum karsti is the source of this 1308-nucleotide messenger RNA. RefSeq names its product sarcosine oxidase. Gene Ontology annotation, molecular function: saccharopine oxidase activity; sarcosine oxidase activity; flavin adenine dinucleotide binding. Lineage: Eukaryota; Fungi; Ascomycota; Sordariomycetes; Glomerellales; Glomerellaceae. Bases 1 to 1308 code for a protein of 435 amino acids. The transcript has 2 exons. The record is from RefSeq and is a predicted model, not a curated record.